Molecule: messenger RNA, 1391 nt
Organism: Haemorhous mexicanus (house finch)
Lineage: Eukaryota; Metazoa; Chordata; Aves; Passeriformes; Fringillidae
Gene: ILKAP
Product: ILK associated serine/threonine phosphatase
Exons: 12
Coding region: 99-1271 (390 amino acids)
Biological process (GO): protein dephosphorylation
Molecular function (GO): cation binding; protein serine/threonine phosphatase activity
Source: RefSeq, a predicted model, not a curated record
GCGCGGUGCUUCCGCUGCCGCCGGGGCGCGGGCCCGUUUCCGGCCCGCCGCGGGUGCGGGUUGGGCCGGCGGCGGGCGGGCGGGAGCGAGCGGCGGCCAUGGAUCUGUUCGGGGACCUGCCCGAGCCUGGCGCCGCUGCGGGGAAAGAUGCCCAAAAAGGGCCUUUGCUGUUCGAUGAUCUCCCACCAUCCAGCAGUGCUGACUCAGGAAAAGAAGGCUCUUUGCUCUUUGAUGGUCUCCCACCAGCCAGCAGUGGUGACCCAGCCUCCAGUGCUACUAAGCAAGUCUCAUCAGCAGAGAGCCAAGAGAAAGGACAGAAGAGAAAGUCCUUGGAGGAGGAGGAAGAGAAGAAUGGCAGGGAAGAACUUGUGGAAAAGAAAGUUUGUAAAGGAUCAGUGGGCAUUCUUGGACUGAAGGGUUAUGUGGCAGAGAGAAAAGGUGAGAGAGAAGACAUGCAGGAUGCACACGUCAUCCUAAACGACAUCACCGAGGAGUGCCGGCCUCUGCCCUCCCAAAUCACACGUGUCUCUUACUUCGCUGUCUUUGAUGGCCAUGGCGGAGUCCGAGCCUCCAAAUUUGCAGCACAGAAUCUGCACCAAAACCUGAUAAAGAAAUUUCCUAAAGGUGAGGUAGCCAGCGUGGAAAAAACUGUGAAGAGAUGCCUUUUGGACACCUUCAAACACACAGAUGAAGAGUUUCUAAAGCAGGCAUCCAGCCAGAAGCCAGCAUGGAAGGAUGGCUCCACAGCUACUUGUGUCUUAGCUGUUGACAAUAUUCUCUACAUAGCCAACCUCGGGGACAGCCGGGCGAUUCUGUGUCGUUACAAUGAGGAGGGUCAGAAGCACACAGCCCUGAGCCUCAGCAAGGAGCACAACCCCACCCAGUACGAGGAGCGGAUGCGGAUACAGAAAGCUGGGGGAAACGUCAGGGACGGGAGAGUGCUGGGAGUGCUGGAGGUUUCCCGCUCCAUUGGGGAUGGCCAGUACAAGCGCUGUGGUGUGAUCUCUGUGCCAGAUAUCAAACGCUGCCAGCUCACACACAAUGACAGGUUCAUUCUGAUAGCGUGUGAUGGCCUCUUUAAAGUCUUUACACCAGAAGAAGCUGUGAACUUCAUAGUGUCCUGCCUGGAGGAUAAGAAUAUCCAGAUGAGAGAAGGGAGGCUGGAGGCCGACGCUCGCUACGAGGCCGCGUGUAACCGGCUGGCCAGCAAGGCCGUGCAGCGCGGCUCGGCCGACAACGUCACCGUCAUGCUGGUCCGGAUAGAGCACUGAGGGACCUGCUGUGCUGCUGCCUGCAGGGAGGGGACAGCUCUGUGUGCAUGCAUGUGUGCCUGGGGGAGGCUGGCUCCUGCUGGGUGCUCUUCAGUGUAAAUAAAGAUGGGUUUUUUCUAA